AUCUCAAACUGAAUUAUGGUAUAUUCACCAGGAAGCGCUAAACCUGCAAGGUCCUUCUCCACCUCGGUGGCUAUGAAGCAGUUGGUUAAGCCUCCAAUUCAGCUGUUUGGAUUAGAGGGUCGUUAUGCUACUGCUCUUUAUUCGGCAGCCUCAAAGCAGAAGGCAAUAGAUGCUGUUGACAAGGAUAUGAAAACAUUUUCUGUCCUUUUGAAGACAGACUCCCAGUUUAAAGAGUUUCUCUUAAAUCCCCUUCUUAGCAAGGAACUCAAGAAGCAAGCUCUUGAUUCAGCAUGUGCUAAAAAGAAUGCCAGUCCCCUUACAGUAAACCUCUUCGGUGCUCUUGCUGAAAAUGGCCGAAUGUCAAAUAUAGAGGGUGUUGUUGCUGCAUUUGCAACUAUAAUGGCAGCAGUUAGAGGAGAAAUCCUGUGUGAAGUCACUACUGCUAAGGCAUUAGAUGCUGCUAUGAAGAAUGAGCUAGAGUCAUCCCUUAAAGCAUUCUUGCAGCCAGGCGAGAGCCUUCAGUUGAGCUUGAAGGUUGAUCCAUCAAUUAUUGGAGGCAUGUUAGUUUCGGUUGGUGAUAAGUACAUAGACAUGUCCAUGGCUUCAAAGAUCAACAGGUUUACUUCUCUCCUCCAGGAAGCUGUGUAGGUUGUGUUAAUAUUACUUAUGUAGAUAUGUAUGCCUCUUUAGGAUGGUUCUGGGGAUCAACACCCGUAUUACCUGGUCUCAAACCAGGUCUUCUAAAUUUGAAAAUAAAUACAGUGGGACUAAGAACCAUUAAGAAAUACAGGAAAAUGGCAAUUUUUAGAUUUAUCAGUCAGCUUACAUGUUGAGAUGGUUAUGAUUAUAAAAAUAUGCCAGAGUACAAAACAGUUAACAGCUUUGUUUUACACUUGCAAUAAGAUGGUAGUAUGUCCCUUUGUGAGUGUUUUACAAUAAUAAUAAUAAUAAUAAUAUAAAGUUGAUUUUUCUUCACUGCUACACUGUGUACAAAAAUAUACUGCAUGUAUCUGUAAAUUAAAGCUGGUAGAAA
Cherax quadricarinatus is the source of this 1033-nucleotide messenger RNA. The record is from RefSeq and is a predicted model, not a curated record. Lineage: Eukaryota; Metazoa; Arthropoda; Malacostraca; Decapoda; Parastacidae.